AUGUGCAUCAAACACGCCCAAUUCUACAGCUGUCCCGCCAGCGCGCGUCCCAAGGCCCCCAAGAGACGUCACCGCGUCACUGCAAACAUUCUCUGCUCGCACAUCUUCCCCUGUCCAGCCUCCCAAUGGGAGAAGCGCACCAGCUUCUACGACUACAUGUGCCCCGGCUGCUCGGGCGAGUUCCCCGCCGUGCCGCGCGGCACCCCCUCGCACGACGAGUGGCACCGUGACGACCUCCAGGACAACGCCUGGGCCCAGAGCUACAUGACGGAGUACUGCCACUCCGUCCUGCUCUGGAUCCGUAGCAGGUUCCCCUCCGACGACGUCACGAACAAGGAGAUUGUCGAAGCGUGGUCUCGGUCCUUCUUCAUGGAGCGCCGGUGCAAGGAAGACGACCACCGCGUCGGCGUGUGCUCCUGCGAAGCGAACAGCCCGCUGACAUUCUACUAUAAUCCGGCCACGGCGGCUCGUAAACACCUCACGGACAAGGCUACUGAAAAGACUGAGACGGAUCGUCGCAUCCAGAACCCCACCAUGCAUAGCCUCUUCAGUUUCCGUCACACCCUGCUUUCUGGUUUCUGUCAAGCGCAGAACCUGUACUUCAAGGGUGGACUCUCCCGCCAGCCUCUAUUCUCGAACAAACUCGUCGAAAGCCGCCGCAAGACACUGGACGACGAUAUCCGCAUCCACUCGGAGGCGGCGUCGGUUUUGGUGAUGGAGAACGCGGAGUCCGGCACCGGGUGGACUGACGCGCACACCCUAGAGGCGAGCUUCAUCUCGAGGCGCGCCAAUCUGGUCAAGUUCAUGGGCGAAGUCCUGCUACACGACAACGGCAUCUCCAACAGCCGGUUCAGCCUCGCGGUCACGGUAAUCUGCAGCAUCAUCAAGCCCAUCGUAUACCGCGGCCCUUCGACCGUCGAGGGACUGGACAAUCUCGCCGAGAUUGCGAGCUCGACCGACCAGGCGUUGAUGCCGGACAAGCCGUUCAUGGGCUUUGUCCAGCUGAUUCAAAAGUACUACCAUGACCGCACUGAAGAGUGGAACACGGAGGUCAUUGCCUACAAGGCGCGACGGAGCCUGGUGGAUUCCGUGUCGGUGGACGUGGACGACUGGGAGGGGCCGGCGGGGCAAGUAUGUCCCGUCUGCGAAAAGAAGUACUACGAUGAGACGCCGGGGACCAUGUUCCGGGAUCUCGAUCAUGGUGUUCCCGGCUGCCCCCUCGGAGAGCCAAUGGUGCGAAUGAAGAAAUGCCGUUGUCACAUUGGGAAGCGAUGCCUGUUUCAGUGGUUGACGAACAAGGCCGCGGGGAAUAAGGAGCUUACUUGUCCCGGAUGCAAGGAGCCGCUGCCACAGGUCGCUUUUAAGCUAGUAGAGACCAGUUUUUCGCCUGGUAAUCUGUAA
Messenger RNA from Colletotrichum orchidophilum, 1401 nucleotides. RefSeq lists its product as uncharacterized. The record is from RefSeq and is a predicted model, not a curated record. Lineage: Eukaryota; Fungi; Ascomycota; Sordariomycetes; Glomerellales; Glomerellaceae. Bases 1 to 1401 code for a protein of 466 amino acids. The transcript has a single exon.